CGGGCGAGAUGUGUGAGCGGGCGGCGCGCCUGUGCAGGGCCGGCGCGCACAGGCUGCUCCGGGAGCCGCCGCCGCAGGGCCGCGCGCUGGGCGGGCUGCUGCGCUGGGUGGGCGCCAGGAUGGGGGAACCCCGCGCACCGCUCGUCCCCGACAUCCCCGCCGCGGACCCCCGCCCCGGGCCCGCCGCACCGCGAGGGGGCACAGCCGUCAUCCUGGACAUUUUCCGCCGUGCGGAUAAAAACGACGACGGGAAACUGUCCCUUGAGGAAUUUCAACUGUUCUUCUCGGAUGGCGUCCUCAAUGAGAAGGAGCUGGAGGGCCUCUUCCACACCAUUGAUUCAGACAACACCAACCAUGUGGACACAAAGGAACUGUGUGAUUACUUUGUGGAACACAUGGGAGACUAUGAAGAUGUCCUGGCCUCCCUCGAGACUUUGAACCACUCAGUCCUGAAGGCUAUGGGCUACACCAAGAAGGUGUAUGAAGGUGGGAACAAUGUGGACCAGUUUGUGACCCGCUUCCUUCUGAAGGAGACGGCCAAUCAGAUCCAGUCGCUGCUCAGCUCUGUGGAAAGCGCCGUGGAAGCCAUCGAAGAACAGACCAGCCAGAUCCGACAGGACCACUGCAAACCUAGUCAUGCCGUCAACGAGAGCCGCUACGGAGGACCCACUCCUCCCUACAUCCCCAACCACAAGCUUGUGGUCCCGGAACCAGUGAAGAGCCUGCCUGUGGCCACAGGGGAGCCAAAGGAGGAGGGGCUGGAGGUCCAGAUAAGCCGAUUGGCAGAGCUGAUUGGGAGACUGGAGAGCAAGACCCUCUCGUUUGACCUGCAGCAGCGCCUCUCGGAUGAAGAAGGUACCAACAUGUACCUGCAGCUGGUCCGGCAGGAGAUGGCUGUGUGCCCUGAGCAGCUGGGCGAGUUCUUGGAUUCCCUGAGACAGUACCUCCGGAGCACUGCUGAAGAAAGGAACUGCUUCCAUGUGGCCGCGGUGAGGAUGGCAGAUGGGCUAACCUUCGUCAUCUACGAGUUCUGGGAGACAGAGGAGGAGUGGAAGAGGCACCUGCAGAGCCCUGUGUGCAAGGCCUUCCGACAUGUCAAGGUUGACACGCUGAGCCAGCCCGAGGCACUCUCCCAGAUCUCCGUGCCAGCUGCCUGGUGCACCUCCGGCCGAGACUGACCCCUCCCAGUUAAGAAGUCCUACUGCCAGCCCCGUGCCCCUUCUUGUAAAGGGCAAUACCCUUUUCUAGAGACUUUGGUAAACAGCUGUCUUUUCAAUAUACGUAUAUAUCAAAGGACUUGUAUUUCCCCUGCUGCGGCACAGAGGAGGCCCAUCCCCUGGCGUCCCCACACCUGACUCUACCUGGCAGACUACUCUUGCAACGAUCCUGGCACGCUAGUAGGGGUGGCUUCCCAGA
Rattus rattus (black rat) is the source of this 1416-nucleotide messenger RNA. It is a transcript of the gene Necab2, whose product is annotated as N-terminal EF-hand calcium binding protein 2. Gene Ontology annotation, molecular function: calcium ion binding. Gene Ontology annotation, biological process: regulation of amyloid precursor protein biosynthetic process. The coding region runs from base 9 to 1178 and encodes 389 amino acids. Gene Ontology annotation, cellular component: cytoplasm. Lineage: Eukaryota; Metazoa; Chordata; Mammalia; Rodentia; Muridae. The transcript is spliced from 13 exons. The record is from RefSeq and is a predicted model, not a curated record.